Rotaria sordida is the source of this 1416-nucleotide messenger RNA. The record is from the annotation of a GenBank genome assembly. NCBI's taxonomy places the organism in Eukaryota, Metazoa, Rotifera, Eurotatoria, Philodinida, Philodinidae.
AUGUACGGCGCUAUUGAUAAUGAAAUUUCUCCUUCGCCAACGAUAGGUGAGACACCGACUGAAUUUAAAGUCUACAGACGACGAUGGCUUUAUUUAAUAUGUAUAUGUCUAGCCAAUAUGUCAAAUGCUAUCUUGUGGAUUAAUUUUGCUUCAAUUGCUAAUUUAGCAAAAAAUUAUUUUAAUGUUUCAUAUGGAGAUAUUAAUUGGCUUUCAUUAAUAUUUAUGGUGGUUUGUAGUAUUUUUACAUUACCAUCAACAUGGGCUAUUGAUCGAUUUGGUAUUCGAUUUGGAAUUUUAACUGGUGUUUGGUUAAAUUUAACUGGUGCAUGUUUUCGUGUCAUAAGUACAUGGGGAUUUGUAUCAAUUAAAAGUCGAUAUUCAAUUGUUUUUAUUGGACAAUUUAUUUGUGCAUUUGCACAAACAUUUACAUUAUUUAUUCCAGCUAAAUUUUCUUUUUCGUGGUUUCCAGAAAGUCAACGAACAUUAGCUACUAGUCUUUGUUUUGCAGCUAAUUUUUUUGGUGUUUUUGUUGGAACUGUUCUACCACCAAUUAUUGUUUCACAUGAAGAUAAAAUACCUUUAUUACUUUAUCUAUCGUUGAUACCAGCUUUUCUUGCAGCAGUUUUAUCAUUAACUGUUCGAUCAUCACAACCACCAACACCAUCAUGUUUAUCUUCACUUGAUGUAAAAAGUCCAUAUAAAUUCGUUUUUAAAAAACUUUUAACAUCAAAAUCUUAUUUAAUUUUAUUUUUUACUGUCGGAUUUGGUUUAUCAAAUAAUAAUACACUUUCAACAUUAUUACAACAAAUAAUGUGUCCAUUUGGUUAUAAUGAUAUUGCUGUAGGUUUAUGUAUUGGUUGUUUUAUUAUAUUUGGUCUUAUUGGAUGUAUUGUUAUGGGAAUUAUAGCAGAUAAAACAAAAAAAUUGGAAGAAUUAACAAAGAUUUUAUAUUCUUUUGGAGUUAUUUCACUAAUUUGUAUUGGUUUGUUCAUCAUCAAUGAAGUAAAAUCUUAUGGGCUUUAUAUUGUUUUUGCAAUAGCUGGUUUAACUAAUGCACCGGUACUUCCAUUAAGUCUGGAUCUAAGUAUUGAAACAACUCAUCCAGUACCAGAAGCUACUGUUUCGGGUAUUUUUUUGGUUGCUAGUCAAUUGGGAAGCAUUAUUGCUAUUAUUAUUUUACCAAGCUUUACACGUUCACCAUCGGCUCAUCAAAUGAGUAUUCAACAAUGUGAAGCUGAAGAUAUGAAACUUAAUGAUAUUCGAGAUUAUUCUAUUCCUGUGUAUAUCUUGGCUGUAAUUUCGGUUAUUCUUGUUAUUUGUUUUAUUUCAUUUUUUCACUGUGAAUAUCGUCGACAGAAAAAAGAUGAAAUGGAACAUAAUGCAAUAUCUAUUAAUACAGAUCCCGAAUUAACAUGA